UGAGGCGGCCCGGGUCCUCCCUCCCUUGGAUAGAGGUGAGCUGUGGAUUCAGAACUUCCUGUCAGGCUCAUCGGCCCCGGAGGCGGAUCUGACCCGCACAGAUUCCUGAUCAUGGCCUCCUCCUCGGUUCCAAGGUUCACUUCAAACUCCUUGGAAACUGCCUCGAUCCGAAGGCCAAAAGAUGGUUUAAACCAAGAGCCCAAUGACGAAAUCCCCCUUCUGCCUGGAGAAGCACUUGUGACAGAUAAAGAAGUCAUUUACAUGUGUCCCUUUAAUGGUCCAGUAAAAGGGAGGCUAUUUGUCACAAACUAUAAACUGUACUUCAAAGGUGAGGAGCCGGAGCCAUUAAUAGCAUUUGAAGUACCCCUUGGUGUCAUAGCAAGGAUUGAGAAGAUGGGCGGUGCCACAAGCAGAGGAGAAAAUGCCUAUGGUCUAGAUAUAACCUGCAAAGACAUGAGGAACCUGCGUUUUGCUCUGAAACAGGAAACGCAUAGCAGAAAACAGAUAUUUGAGGAUCUAACGAGACAUGCCUUUCCCCUGUCACACAGCUUGCCUAUUUUUAGCUUUGUUAAUGAAGAAAGAUUUCCAACCAAUGGCUGGAAUGUGUAUGAUCCUAUGGCUGAGUUUCAGAGACAGGGCUUGCCAAAUAAUAACUGGAGAUUAACCUUCAUUAAUAAGGAUUUUGAAUUAUGUGAUACCUAUCCCCGACAUUUGAUGGUCCCAUUUAAUGCCACAGAGGAUGACCUCAAAAAGGUUGCCACCUUCAGAUCCAGGAACAGAAUUCCGGUUUUGUCCUGGGUCCAUCCAGAAAACCAGUCUGUCAUUAUGAGAUGCAGCCAGCCGCUAGUGGGCAUGAGUGGAAAACGGAACAAAGAUGAUGAGCGGUACCUGGAGAUUAUUAAAGAAACCAAUGGCCAGCCUUCCAAAUUGACAAUCUAUGAUGCCAGGCCAAAUGUUAAUGCAGUGGCCAACAAGGCCACAGGAGGAGGUUAUGAGAGUGAAGAUGCUUACCCCUUUGCAGAGCUUGUGUUCUUGGACAUACACAACAUUCAUGUGAUGAGGGAAUCUUUGAAGAAACUAAAAGAUAUUGUAUUUCCACAAGUAGAAGAGUCUCACUGGCUGUCAAGCUUGGAGUCCACACACUGGCUAGAACAUAUUAAGUUGGUUUUAACAGGAGCCAUUCAGGUUGCAGAUAAAGUGGCUUCUGGAAAGAGCUCUGUGGUUGUGCAUUGCAGUGAUGGCUGGGACAGGACAGCCCAGCUCACUUCUCUGGCCAUGCUGAUGCUGGACAGCUAUUACAGGACCAUAGUUGGCUUUGAAGUGUUGAUACAAAAGGAAUGGAUUAGCUUUGGACACAAGUUCUCGUCUAGAAUUGGACAUGGUGAUAAGAACCAUGCUGAUGCUGACAGAUCUCCAAUCUUCCUCCAGUUCAUUGACUGUGUGUGGCAGAUGUCAAAGCAGUUUCCAACAGCCUUUGAGUUUAAUGAACACUUUUUGAUCACAAUCCUGGAUCAUCUAUACAGUUGCAGAUUCGGCUCAUUCUUGUAUAACUGUGAGUCUGUUCGGGAAAAAGAGAAAUUACGAGAAAAUACGCAAUCUCUGUGGUCUUGGGUAAACAGUGAGAAAUCAAAGUAUAUCAACCCAUUCUACACAAAGGAGUUGAAUCGAGUGCUGUAUCCUGUGGCCAGUAUGCGCCACCUGGAGCUGUGGGUCAAUUACUACAUCAGGUGGAACACAAGGAUAAGACAACAGCAGCCAAACCCUGUAGAACAGCGCUACAUGGAGCUGCUGGCAAUACGUGACGAUUAUGUCAAGAAACUUGAAGAAUUGCAAAUCUCCAAUUCACCAAAAAUGAACAAUUCCUCCACCUCGCCACCUUCACCGUCACGAAUAAUGCAAACACCAUUUUGAACAAAACUAACUCUUUGUAUGAAGUAUAGAUACCGGCUGUGCUAUUUUUCAGAAGGCCAUUUUAAAUGAUGCCUUAUUUGAAGGAAGUUGGAGUCUUCGCGGUUGAACAAAAAUGUGCCUUUUUUAAGAUCUUGAAAUAGUCCUCUUUUUAUAUGUUGCACUGGUAUACAGAGCUUGUUAUACAAUAUGUAAGAGUACUUGGGAUAGCUGUUAACCAGAUCAGUUUGGUCACCGAAAUAUAUUUUAGUAACUGGAGAUAAAAAUGCAGGUUGUUUUCAUAAGAUUUCGUGUUCAUCCCAAAAUACUUUUUUUUUUUUUUUCUUUUUUUUCUUUUUGCAUUCAUGUUUUUUUCCUCCUCUUUGUCUUUAACAGCCCUUGUCUUCCUUUUGUAGUGUGUACCAGUGUCACAUAUUCCUUGUGCAGGCCACACAGGGCAAGCCAACAUCUGUUGUAAAGCUUUGCUGUACCUCUCAGUAUUAAUGCUCUCUACUGUAAGCUAAGAUAAAAAUAAAAAAUAAAAAAAAUUGUACGGUAAGAGUGCAAAAAGUAAAAAUAUAGGAGAUAUCGUUUUCAAAUGUAGCUCUGGUAGGUUUAGCACUUGGCCCUUAUGGAAGUCGUCUUGCAUUUUAAAUGCUGGAGAUUAAGAAAAGUUUGCAGUUUAAGGUCUACUGCAUACUGCUACCAAAGAUGAACUUCAGAACGCUGGUAAAAUGAAUUUCAGAGUUUUCAAAUGAUUGUGCUUAAUUUACCUAUGUUAAAGAGCACCCUUAGGCCCAUAGCUUUGAUUCCAACAUGUGGAAAUGACACAUUGUGUAUGCAUUCCAUGUAUGGAUGCAGUACUUGGGGGUGUUUCAGGUUUUUUGGACUUGUAACAGGAAUCUGUUGCAUACAGUAUCUUGCAUAGGUUCAGGAUAACAAAGUGCCAGUGCAUUUUCCAUGUUGGAGGUACUGCUGUAAGUCAAACUGACAAUAGGAAACAGUAAGUGCACCUUAGCUUGAUAUUGGGAGUUUUUUAAUUAGCUUGUUAACAUGAUAAUAGGCAAAAAUUGCGCUACUUCUAUAUCUUGGUUGUAAUGUUCCAUUAAAUAUUUUUAUUCAUGCCAAUGACAUCUAUCUGUACACUAUUGUUACUGCAACUUUUUCUCUGAAGCUUGCACAGAAAAAUCAGUGUGUAAUUUACUUAUUUCUGUGGAUGUUGACCCCCGAGAGGCUCUUUCAGAAGACCACCUAUAGCUCUUCAGGCCACUUCUACAGAAGUAAGCCUCUCCUAUUGAUUCUCUUGGACCUGCUCUGAAAACGGAACAUUUGUGAUCAUUUCCUUGUAUGUUCCUUUGGGCAUAAGUAGACAUUUUUUAUGGUUUGCAUGAAAUCCGAGUGUAGAUAAAAUUACGCUGCUUUGUCUUCUGGUUUACUCAAGCUCUCAAGCUGCUCCAUGCUUGAUACCUUUUUAUAAAUGUAUGUUCUCUACAAAUAACCACAAUAGUUUAUUUUAAACUAAGCCAGUCUUCCUCCCUGUUAGGACAGCCUAUAUUCUGCCUUCAAUCUAGUUUUGUUCAUUCACACUUACUGUAUCUUUAUGACCAGACUUUUAUACUAACCCUACCUCAUUGUGGCUUUCAAAUGUUUCCUUGUCCCAAUGAAAGCGAUAAGUUUGGUAGUUGUACAAUUAUUUGCAUUGGAAAUUAAUAUCCUUCUCAAGGAGACAAACCGAAAACGGGACUGUUGAGGUACUUUAAGGUUGCGUUCAUACUGUACCGCUGCUAUGCCCUAUAACAAAUGCACACAUAGUCCUAAUAUCAUAAAUAUGUAGUAUUCACAUCCUUGCACUGUUUCGCAGUGUGAUUUUUAAAAUAUGACCUGUCCGAUGUUUUUUCCAUAAUAAAGCAUUGGGAGGUGUGUGGAGUGAUGGCACGUCUUAAUGGGUUACAGCAUGCAUUGAUAUCACAAAGAAAAUACACCUGAAUUAAAGACUUGUUAGAAUCCAAAACCCAGUAGUCCCAUCUAGCUAAGUUUUUUCUGUUUAAAAUAGUGCCAUUAGAGAAAAUUCACAAUUUGGGAUUAUGGUUAACAGUUUUGUAGAUAGUUUGUUAUAUUUACCACACAAUGGUAAUCUUUCAAAAGCCAUUUAAUAGGCAGACAAGAGGCUAGUAAAGGCUUUUUCUUCAUUGUCCCAUAAAACAAUUUGUGUUUAUACUAAAAGAUACCCAGUUGUAAAGCAAUUAAUCUGGAAAGGAAAUGAUACAUGUCUAAAAAGAAUACAUACUGGAGCCAGGUAAAAAUGGUGCACACUCAGGUAUCUACAUGUUAGGAACCAACCUUUCUGGCAUUCAAUAUUCUCCUUCAGACCCUGGUGCAUGCUAGUCAACCUUCCCAUUACUGCCUGUAAAUACCAGGGUUCUCUGUUCACCAGUCUUAGAGAUGAAUGGAAAAUUGUAUGAGACAACAAUUGUGACUGGUCGGGAAAAUCCAACCCAGCUGCUGUGCUGCUCGCAUCAGUAUGUAGGUUUCUGCUCGCAUCUGAAGAUGCCCAUAGAUCUUGCAAUAGACCCCUGGCAGAUUUGCUCUACAGCAGUUUAAAUCCUUUGAAAUUGAAUGAUGCCUGGUUCACCUCCUAUAUUCAAGGCUGGUGGAGGCAAGUCAUUCAAUGCACCCAGAAGUGUGUGCUGGAUGCAGAAGAUUCUUCAGGGGCUGUAACUCUUACAGAGAAGAUCAGAGAAGUAUGUAGUAGGGCUUGCUUUGAUGGGCAUAAACAAUGCAGCAUGUUUAGAGUUGCACUUCACUUGCACUUGUCAUCAGACUCUGAGAUCAUGCAGAAUUUGUUGAUCGGUGCAUUUGACUUCUAUGCUGAAUAAAGCUGCCUUAAGCUGCAUUCCUAUUGACUUGUAUACAGAGAGAAGCCAUUGUAAUGCAAACAAAAGCCUUUCGACGCUGGCCAGUAAUCUUUUUCUUUGUGAAAUAGUCAAUUUUACUGCCACCAACAGGAGGUUGGGAAACUGGCAAACCAAAAAAUAUUAAAGCCUGAAUUUAGUUGAAGAAAAAUCAACACAAUGAGCAUUCCUGUACUUGUCCCUGCUCAUCAAGAGUGCCGACUAUGCCCAUGCUGUCCAUCUCCCCUCCUUCAUUCAAAGAAGCUGUACUCCACCUUGUACGAAUGAAAAAUAAUCUAUAAAUGGGGGUGAUCGUGGGCAGAUGAAUAAAAGGUCCACCUCCUCCAGUCAUCGUCUUUUACUUAUAGAAUGGGGGGGCAGGGGAUUGGAGCAGGAAGAUGUCAACUAAAGCAGAAGCCAGAGGCAAAUGGAACGCAUCAUAAUGAUGGGGAGGAGUUGUUCUUUGUGGGUGUUUUUUUUUUUUUUUUAAUAAACUUGGCCAGCCCCUGUAAAAGGCAUGGCUUUUUGCUAGUGUCCUAGGAGGGUUGGGUGCCUUUUUAUUCAGCUUUGCUGAGGUCGAUAUUUUUGCUAGCCUUUUUGUUUUCUAAUAUUUCUUUAUUGAGCAUAUUUUUCUGCCAUGAUCUCUGCAUCUGUUGGACUCUCAGUGGCUGUUAUCCACCCCUCAGUUGCUUUUGGACAUCCAAACUGUUUAAUAAUUCAUGAAUUUGUGUGCCCCUCAAUAGACAAUAAAGAAAAUAAUGGACACAGGUCAUGCCCCUCUGUGGCUCUAUGUACUACUUGCUCAUACAAUGAUUAGUCGCACAAGGACUGGCUUUAUGACUUAUUUUUUUUCUUGCCAGUGUCCCAGCCUGCUCUAAGUGUCAGAACGAUCUGAUUAUUUUGCCCCUUUUCCCUUUGAGGAGUUUGACCAGGAAAGCCAUACUGUUUACAACUAUCCCUGAGUUAGCCAAUUGGCAUGAUGCAUAUUGUAUUAACAGUGUUUCUGGGCACUAAAUAUCAUGCUAUUCACGUUUUUAGAUGUUUGCUACAUUUUUAUUCGUUUUUCAGGUAUGUCUCCCUUGUAAACUCUUCAUUUUAUUACAGUAUUUGAAGGGAUGUUUCAGGAAUUUUAUGUUUUAGAUUGUAAAUUAUUGUAAAGGUUUAGAGAGUUAUAUAAUACUUAUAAAAAAUGGGUAGUAUAAAAGAUAAUCAUAAUACAAUGUUGUACAUACAAUACUAGAUAUAAAUGCAGUAAGAAAAUUGGAUAUCAUUCAUUGCUUAAUGUAUUUUUAAACCUGAAAACAAAUGUAUGUAUUUAGAUGACAUUUGCACAUGUUAAUAUAUGUAUUCAUUAUCUUGUUUCCCUUUCUGUUUGGAUGAUAUUAUGUCCACCCUGAUUAAAAUAGGCAAAUCUGCUAAUUAAACUUAUUCUGCAUAAAUCCUCUUCA
Rana temporaria (common frog) is the source of this 6226-nucleotide messenger RNA. It is a transcript of the gene MTM1, whose product is annotated as myotubularin 1. The transcript has 15 exons. The record is from RefSeq and is a predicted model, not a curated record. Gene Ontology annotation, cellular component: plasma membrane. Gene Ontology annotation, molecular function: phosphatidylinositol-3,5-bisphosphate 3-phosphatase activity. Gene Ontology annotation, biological process: dephosphorylation; mitochondrion distribution; negative regulation of autophagosome assembly. The coding region runs from base 112 to 1911 and encodes 599 amino acids. NCBI's taxonomy places the organism in Eukaryota, Metazoa, Chordata, Amphibia, Anura, Ranidae.